Hemisphaericaspora subhashii is the source of this 1134-nucleotide messenger RNA. RefSeq names its product Arc40p (gene ARC40). The record is from RefSeq and is a predicted model, not a curated record. Gene Ontology annotation, cellular component: actin cytoskeleton; Arp2/3 protein complex. Gene Ontology annotation, biological process: Arp2/3 complex-mediated actin nucleation. Bases 1 to 1134 code for a protein of 377 amino acids. The transcript has a single exon. Lineage: Eukaryota; Fungi; Ascomycota; Pichiomycetes; Serinales; Debaryomycetaceae. Gene Ontology annotation, molecular function: actin filament binding.
AUGGCUCAUACAGUUUACAAUUUAGGCAAUCUUCCAAUCAAGGACCAUGUAUUUUCAUCCAAUCGUUCCUUAUUAGCUAUCACCAAGUCCAAUGACGUUGAAAUCUACAAUGUCGCCGGAAGUUCCAAACCCCAAUUUAUCACCACCUUAAGUGGUCAUGAUAAGACCGUAACUUCAGUUGACAUUUCUCCUGAUGGGUCCAAGAUUCUUACUUGUUCUCAAGACAGAAAUGCGCUUGUAUGGGAACAAGAUCAAUCAGGGGAAUAUAAACCCACUUUGGUCCUCUUACGUAUCAAUCGUGCUGCUACUUGUUGUAGAUGGUCACCAGAUGGGAAGAAAUUCGCAGUUGGAUCUUCCGAUAGAGUUAUUGCUGUUUGUUAUUAUGAAGCUGAGAAUGAUUGGUGGGUUUCUAAACAUUUGAAAAAACCACUUAAAUCGACUAUUACUAGUUUGGAUUGGCAUCCUAAUUCUGUUUUGUUGGGUUGUGGAUCCACUGAUGGUCAUGUAAGGGUCUUCAGUGCCUAUCUUAAAGGCAUUGAUCAAAGACCCGAUCCAACCGUAUGGGGUACCAAAUUACCUUUCCAAACUCUUUGUGGUGAUUUUACUAAUGUUACUGGAGCUUGGAUUCAUGAUGUUAGAUUCAGUCCAAGUGGGGAUGCAUUGGGUUAUGUUUCUCAUGAUUCUUCCAUUGGUGUUGUAUACCCUGCUGGUGAAGGGGUUGAGCCUAGGGCUGUUCUUAAUGUAAAGACCAACUACCUUCCGUUUAAGGCACUUGUCUGGAUUAACGAGAAUAAGAUUGUUGUUGGUGGAUUUAAUUGUAAUUUGAUUGUAUUUGAAGGUGAUGAAACUAAUUGGAGCGAAAGUUAUAAGAUUGAGCAAGAAACUGAUUUAACUAAAGAAGUAGUUCAUUCAAAUAAGGAUGAGGGUGAGGAUGAAGAAAUCUCAUCUCAUCAAGCUUUGAAUAUGUUUAGACAAAUGGAUUUGAAAGGUAGAGUUAGUAGACCAAAUGCAGCUAAUACAAGCAAGGGUUUGGCUACAAUUCAUCAAAAUACUAUUAAUAGUCUUAAAAAUUAUUCAGAUUCCCAAGUAUCUACUUCUGGUAUUGAUGGAAAAGUUGUUAUCUUUAACAUUUAG